CUUGUUUAUCUUUACCUUCAAAUUUAGAAGAAUUUGAACCUAUCAUCUCAACAGCAAUUGAUCAUAUUAAUUGUGAAGAGUAUAAUUCAACAGAAAACAAUUGUGCUUUUCGUUUAUACAAUAGUUCUAUUGGUAUUAUUUCAAAUAUUAUAGAUGAAAAUACAAUAGAUGUUGCAUUUUCAACAACACAAACAAUUAUCUCUGCUACUAUAAAAAAAACUACAAAACACUUCAAUUUAAAUGGCACACCUGCUAGUUGA
This is a messenger RNA of Racocetra fulgida, 260 nucleotides long. The record is from the annotation of a GenBank genome assembly. Lineage: Eukaryota; Fungi; Glomeromycota; Glomeromycetes; Diversisporales; Gigasporaceae.